UGUCACUACCAAUAGGCGUGCUAGGCAGCUCCUCCCUCCUCCCGACUGGCUGUCAGGAGUUUGACUCCUUCGUGGUCUCGCAGGCUGCAGGGUUUGUUAGUCUCUCUCCACCUGCCUCCGUGCCCACCUCUGCCCCGCAGCGUGUCCUCCUGGGCAAGACUCGGAGCGCAGCACUCAUUGAAGCAUUUAGCUUCGGAAGAAGGGGCGCUUCGGAAGGAGAGGUGCUGACUUGAGCCUGCAGCAUCCCUUUCGACUCCAGCAGGUCAGCCCGGGUCGGAGGGCCCAGGCAGCCAAAUGGAGACGCCACCGGUCCUUCCAGUGGGAGAGAAGGAUGCUUCUCCACCGCAGCAACCGUGGGAACAGGACUCCCGGGGGAACCUUGCUUCGGCUACUCAGAUUAGGCUGCAGCCCCCAGAGCCUCCUACUCAAAGCCUUCAGCUGGGACUGAGUCCAGAUCCAGCCAGCCGGCGUCUGGAGCAUCCUCGCGGGACCCCAACACAGCUCGCCGGGCCUGAAGGAGGCUCUGAUACGUCUCGGGGAUCACCCAGCGAGGCGCCAGAGCCCCUGCGCGCUCCCGACCUCUGGCGCUGUCCCGAUGGGAGCUUUGUCAAGAAGAUCAUAACCCGCGGCCGCGGCCUGGACAAACCCAAGCUGGGCUCCCGCUGCCGGGUGCUGGCUUGCGGGUUUCCUUUAGGGUCAGGGCCUCCGGAGGGCUGGACGGAGCUCACUAUUGGCAUGGGGCCGUGGAGGGAGGAAGCUUGGGGGGAGCUUGUAGAGAAAUGCUUGGAGUCCAUGUGUCAAGGCGAGGAAGCAGAGCUUCGGCUCCCUGGGCACUCUGGGCCUCCUGCCGGACUCACGCUGGCCUCCUUCACUCCGGGCCGGGACUCCUGGCAGCUGCAGAUCAGCGAGAAGGAGGCCUUGGCGAGGGAAGAACGGGCAAGGGGCACAGAACUGUUUCGAGCCGGAAACCCUGAAGGGGCUGCCAGAUGCUACGGACGGGCCCUUCGGCUGCUGCUGACUCUCCCCCCUCCGGGUCCCCCAGAACGAACUGUUCUUCACGCCAAUCUGGCCGCGUGUCAGCUGCUGCUAGGGCAGCCCCAGCUGGCGGUCCAGAGCUGUAACAGGGUCCUGGAGCGGGAGCCUGGCCACUUAAAGGCUUUAUACCGAAGGGGGGUUGCCCAGGCUGCCCUCGGGAACCUGGAAAAAGCAUCUGCUGACCUCAAGAAGGUGCUGGCCGUAGAUCCUAAAAACCGGGCGGCCCACGAGGAGUUGGAGAAGGUGGCCAAUCGGGAGAAGAAACAGAAGGCAGGGCUGGCUCAGGGUCUGCGCAAGAUGUUUGGCUGAUUAAAAGUGAACAGAGACAGGA
Messenger RNA from Oryctolagus cuniculus (rabbit), 1366 nucleotides. Lineage: Eukaryota; Metazoa; Chordata; Mammalia; Lagomorpha; Leporidae. The record is from RefSeq and is a predicted model, not a curated record.